Salvia splendens (bonfire salvia) is the source of this 1057-nucleotide messenger RNA. RefSeq names its product lectin CPL-like. The record is from RefSeq and is a predicted model, not a curated record. Bases 32 to 841 code for a protein of 269 amino acids. Lineage: Eukaryota; Viridiplantae; Streptophyta; Magnoliopsida; Lamiales; Lamiaceae. The transcript has a single exon. Gene Ontology annotation, molecular function: carbohydrate binding.
GUAAAAGGAGAGAAUCAAGCAAAACCCAAACAUGGACAAGCUCUCCCAAACCCUAAUUCCAGUCCUUUCCUCCAUAGCCUUGCUCCUUGCUACCACGGCGCGGUCGCAGACGACCUCCUUCCAAUAUGAUUUCAACGGCGGCCCUCAGCCAAGUGACCUAGUCUACCAAGGCGACGCCCACUUCCCAUCCGACUCCACCUACCUCCGCCUGACCAAAACCGACAACAAUGGCAACGCAUUAGCGUCCAGCGUCGGCCGAGCCGUGUAUUCGAAGCCGAUCACAUUGUGGGAAGCCGGAGCGCAGGUCGACCUCGAAACAAUCGUAGAAUUCAUCAUCCAUCCCAAGAGCGGCGACUCAAACCCCGCCGAUGGCCUCACCUUCUUCAUCCAGCCCUUCGGCUCCCCAAUCGGAGACGUCGGCACCGCCUUCGGAGUCUUCGACAAAUCCGGCCUAAAUCAGUCCGUCUUCGCCGUGGAAUUCGACAUCUACCCCAACUCCGGAUUGGAUCCCAGCUAUCGCCAUGUCGGGAUUGACAUUGGAUCGCAAGUUUCCAAAAACACUACCGAUGUGGAAAACGCGAUUCUGGGGCAGGUGGUGACCGCCCGCAUCGACUACGAGGAAGCUACCAAGCUCAUCAGCGUUCACGUCACGGCGGGCUCAAAGACUUAUGAGGUGAGCCAUGUGUACGACUUGAGCACCAUUCUCCCUCAGCAGGUUCAGGUCGGUAUAUCCGCCUCCACCGGAGCCGAAGUCGCCGUUCACGACCUCAUAUCGUGGUACUUCACUUCGACUCUUGUGCAUACCGGUGCCAACAUUCGCCAGUAUGUGUCCAAGGACUAGCGAGUGAGUGUGUUCUCGUUGAGUCCCAUUAAUAUGUGUGUAUGUUAUUACUAUGUAUGUGUGUCGCGAAUAAGCUAGCUACCUUUAAGCUACAUAGAUUGAGUGUGUUCUCGUUGAGUCCCAUUAAUAUGUGUGUAUGUUAUUACUAUGUUAUGUAUGUGUGUCGCGAAUAAGCUAGCUACCCUUAAGCUAUGAAUAAUGUAGGUUUUGUUGGUA